UAUUAUUGUGAAAGUUGUACUCAGUUGUAUGACAAUCCUAUUGUCGAAAGUAAACAUACUAUUGAAAUUACUUGAUAUAAUUCUGACUGAUACUAUGAUAGUACUCUCUGCCCUUUGUACAUAAUUGUCUCAGAUUCUGACAUGGUUCCACUGUAUUUUAUUUUUUCACAUCUUUUUUUUUAGAUUUACACCAACAUACUGUUGAAUAGAAAAGGUUAGAAUGCUCAGAUUGAUAACAUCAAUGUUACAUCAUCAUUUUAUGUCAAGAAGGAAUGUUGACUGCAUAAGGCCUACUCAUGCCACUAACAGUUGGUGAAGGAAAUGAAGUGUUGCUCAAUUUCCUGUACUAGAACAGGACAUCUAACUUUGAUAACGAAAACAGACAUAUUUUUACCCCAAGUAAUGAAAGUGAAAACUUCAAUAACACAAAAAGUGUGACUAACAAUAGCACAUUUGACAACAGCAAAUAUAGGAAGAAGAAUGGCCUUGUAAUCCUUAGCAGCAAUUUGGAAAGGAUGAGAGAAUUAAGACAUUGGAAUUAGAGAGCUGAAGACAGCAUGCUGCUCAGUAGAUUUCUGAAAGAAGGAAGUUGCUACAUUGAUGGAUGUAUCGGCCAAGUCAAAUUGUUGGUUACUGUGUGAAAUUCUGUGAGCCUCAGGAAUACACACAACACAUUACUUGCCAGUACUGUUAUCAACGACCAAUCAAAUGCACCCUGAAAAUAAACUGACCACUAAUGGUAAGCAAGUGGUUAGUAGCACCGAAACUCAGAUUUCUGAUGCGAACCAGCAGCAAGGCCUUGGAACUAAGGGUGUUGGGAUUGGAAGCCAUGGAGUCAAAACGAACCAGGUUUCUCCCGGAUUGAACAGUGUGGGUCCAUCAGGUGUUGGUGGAGGAGUAACAAUGUUGAAGACCAAGACUAAACGGGAGAGAGCCAUCUCCAUGGACGCAGGUGACCUGAGAGACUCCCUGGAGCCUGAUGCUAAAGACGGUGUAAUGCGCAGCAAGCGUCGCUGUGUUCUGGAGAAGAAGCAACCCUACAGUGGUGAUGAGUGGUGCUCUGGAGGAGACACAGAGGAGGAUGAGGACAAACCUAACAUAGCAGCACUUCAUCGAGAGCGUAUGAUCGCUGGUACUUGCGGUACUGGAGGUGUUGGAGGGCAAUCGUCUGCUCCUCCUGCAGGAUAUGCUUUUAGUUCAGGGGGCCUCCGAUCUGACCUGCCCCGUCCUGCUCAGCAAGUGGUGUACGUUUUCACCACCAGCCUAGCCAAUAGCGCUGCUGAGGCAGUAAUUCAUGGCCACACAGAUUCGAUACUCAUGUUUCACCAGCAAAAUGUCCCUCGUACAAAGCUGGAUCAGUGUGUGCCAGCAGCAAGGAAGCUGUCCAGUUUACCAGAACAACUCAACACACCACCCAUGGGAACACUGAAAUCUCAAAAUGACACUCCAAGGCCAGCAUCUGUUGGAGGGGCAAUUGGUACACAGGUCACAAGCAGCUCAUCCUCGAGUGGGCAACCUCAAGAGGCUGACCUGCCAGUCCACCAACCUCUGGACGGCCCUUCCAGUUCACAUCAGCCUUUGCAAGGCAGUGCUGGUCCAUCAGCUGGGGGUGUAACGGGGCCUGGGGGAACAGAGGGAGUGGGGAGCAUGGCCCACCCUAGUGCUGGUGUCUCUCCUACUUCUAGUUCCGCAGUGCUGCCAGCACAUCUCCAGGGUGAAGGGCCACAGCGUGGCCCAUGUAACAUGGACGGAUUGUCCAAGGAGCAGCUGGAGCACCGGGAGCGCUCUCUGCAAACACUCAGAGACAUUGAGCGACUACUGCUCCGCAGUGGUGUCAGUGGAGGCACAGGAGAGCUGGAAGGGCCAAAUGGUAACCCUGGUGCCAUCCACAGCAACAGCAUCAACAUAAACAACAAUAACAAUACUGACAACAAUGGCAGAACUCAAGAGGGCAGUGAAGGCUCUAAGAACGCUGAGAACAUGAACAACAAUAAUCUUCCUCUUGAUAUGUCUGAAGUAAAAAAAUAUGAGGAGCCCCUGCAGUCGAUUAUGUCUCAAACACAGAAUCUUGGGGGAUCCCGACUUGAUGAUCCUGCUCUAGGGCCCCAUCUGGGCUUGCCAACCCAGCAGCACCACCACAUGUCCUCACCGCCAGAGUUGGACUUGGGGAUGCUGCAGGACCAUGAUGGGCUGACGCCAGAGCAGAUGGCAUGGAGGAAGCUUCAGGAGGAGUACUAUCAGGAGAAGCGUCGACAACAGGAGAUGCACCCACACUCACAUCCCCAGCACUACCGCAUGAUGGCAGAGAUGGGCAUGCCCAGGGGUCCACACCUCAUGAUGAGGGGACCUCCCCCACCAUACCACAACAAAUCAGACGAGCAGUGGGGCCCUGCGCCUCUGAUGGGUGGAGGUAUGGGAAGCAACCCUCGAUUAAUUGAUAUCCACCAGGAUGGGUCUCAAGGCCCACGAUUUGUGGGACAGAUGCAGAGAGGCCCACCGGGGCCAAGGGGCUAUCCUGGUAGCCCUGGGAGAGUUUUGGCCAUGGAGAGUAUUGGACUUCAAAGGUCUGGAAUGGGCUGGGUGGAGGACUUGCCACUCAACAUUGGUGGUGGCAGGUCAUUAUUGCAUGGAUGCUACCCACCUGGUGGUCCUGGUGGUCCAUCUCAACACCUACAUGGUGACCCAGAACGACAACUUAUGCGUGAAGAGGUACUCCGCAUCAUGGAAAAGAGGCAGCUGCAGAGGCUCGAGCAAGAGCGGCUUGCCAUACUGCAGCAGCAACAGCAGCAGCAGCAGCAGGAAGGAAUGGGACCAUCCAGGUUAUUAAACAACACAGGAAGGCCGAGCCUCCCAAACCAAGUUGUGGGUAUCGGCCCACAUGGUGAGCCCAUGGAUUUCCCACACUCACAAGCCAUAAUGCACUCUCCCCUAGGCAGGGUAAGAGAAGGAGAUGGGCCAUCCCUAAGAGAUCUUGGAGACUCUCCUUUAAGCACUCAUCUAAUCAUGAAUGUUAACUUGAACGCACAGGAACAGCAGGUACUUGCACAGAAACUGCGAGGAGUUAAUCGCGUAGGGGAAAUUUUAAGCCCAGAAGAUAUUGCCCGUCUUAGAGCUGGGCAGAAUGGUCGCAGUGGUGCAAGUAAAGCUGUGAUUACUGGACCAGAGGGUCCUGUGCAAUUCCCUAACCAAAGAUUUUGUGGGGGACAAUCAGAGAGGUCCUACCUCAAGCAAACUGAUCAAGCAAAUUUCGGGCCAGAUCAGCAGGGAACUACUCUAGGCAGCUCAUCCCACCUAAGCCACAUGCCUCUAGAUACAGGCCCCAGGGGGUCUGACUCCUGUCCUCGUCAUCCAUCUAACUUGUCAGUCAAUGUUAAUUCCAUGGGCUCCCCAACCAUGGCCCCACCUCAUCCACUCAAGUCCCCUUCCAUUGGCCCAGAGCCAUCACCCCUUAUGCCUUCUCCCUCUGCUUCGGUACUGAAGUCUCCCACCCCAGUCUCCACCACUAGUCCCUCUCACCCACAUCUCCCUGCUGCAUCUAGGGCAGGCACCCCAUCCUCAACCUCCAUGAAGUCACCUCAGAUGAUUGGCACCACAUCCCUUGGCAUGCAUUCUCCCUCUGGCUCACCAGGGCACCAAAAAUCCCCUGUAAUGAACAUGGCCUCUCCCAGUUGGACCACAUCCCCAAAGACCAAUAUGCCCAGUCCUGGACGACCCCCAAAUGGGAAGGGCAUGGGCAAUGGAACAAGCAACUCUGAAACAGGUCCAACUCUGCCCCCAAAGAGUUCAAACUCAACAGUAACUAACCAACCCAGCAUGCCCUUCACAUCCUCUCCAGAUGCCCCUCCAUCCCAGAAUCCCCUGUCGCUGAUCAUGUCUCAGAUGUCCAAAUAUGCCAUGUCCAGCUCCGCUCCUCUGUACCAUGAAGCAAUAAAGACCAUUUCCACCUCUGAUGACGAGAUGAUGCCAGACAGGCCCCUUCUGCCAGGGGUUAACAUGGAAGGAACCCACCAUCCAUCCCCUCAGAUGCUCCUCUCUUCCCAGAGUGGCAUGGGCCCACCUGGCAGUCCACAAAGUCCCAUUGGAAUGUUGCUGCAAGGACAGCAGCAGCUUUCCCAUGGUCCUCCAGGAUCUAUGUUGUCCUCCCCCAACCUUAUGAGCAUGUCAGGUAUGAACUCUGGCAUUGUGGGUAGUGCAGGGGGGCUCUCUGGAGGGAUAGGGCCAUGCAAUGCCUCAUUGCAUCCUCAAAACCAGAUGAUGGGCUUUCCUCGCAUGCAGGGUCCAUCUCAAGGCCCUCCACACUCCCCAGUUGGAGCGCUGGCCCAGCAUUACAGCCAACAUCCUGAUGAUAUGCUCUCUCCCCAACAAUUUCAUCUGCUGGGGAAAGGAUUACCUCACCAGCAGCCUACCCAUCCUUCAGACUCCUUCCUCUCAAUGCGCAUGAAUGACGGCCCAGAUCUGAGUGAUGUUAUCCGCCCUUCGCACACUGGCAUUCCUGAAUUUGACCUAUCUCGUAUCAUUCCCUCUGACAAACCUAGCAGCACCUUACAGUACUUCCCAAAGAGUGAGGGGAUGUCCCAGCCUCAGCCAAACUCUCACCAUGGCCAGGCGUUGCAGCAGCCUCCUCCCACACAGCUUCUGAAGCAGCUGUCCUCUGGUCCUCACCACAGCAAUCCAGCUUCAUCCAACCCCCACAUUGCCAACCUUCAAAACAUGAUGGCAGAACAACAGCUCUCAAUUCAUCCCUCACACUAUGGAAUCCGUGCAGGAAUGCCCCAGGGUGGAGGGAGAGGUAUGGUUGUGGGUCCUGUGGGACCUAUGAACCACCCAGGACAUAUGAUGGUCAGGACAGGCCUGGGGCCCCAGCAGCAGCAACAAUAUCACCAACAGCAACAGCAGGUCAUGAUGUCUAAUAGUCUUCAACACCACCCAUCCCACCCACAUCCCAGUAUGAUGUCCCCGCAGCAGCAGCACACACACAACUUAAUGGCCCAGCAGAGCCUGAUGAUGAUGCAGGCAAAGCAAAGGGGGAUGCCCAUUCCAGGGGAACAGCUCGGGCAGCAGGGCCCACUGAUGUCCCCACAAGGUCUUAUUAUGGCCCCCUCGCACCCUGGAAUGAUGGGACCUCAGUCUCUCAGACAGAGGGGAAUGCCAUUGAACAGUCCUUUGGGCUAUGCACCUGGAAAUAUACAUAACAUGCCCUUCUGAAUGUUUUGUUUCUGAAAUUACAAAACCAUUUAUAUGUUACUAAGUGUUGUUAAUAAUUAUUGGUAAUAGUAUUGUUACUUCAUUAGGCCUACUUUAAGGUUUCUACAAUUCGGAUUGCCAUUUUCUAUAUAUUUGUAAUAUAUGUAUAUAUGAGAGAGACGUGUUUUGGGUUUAAAAUCAUUUUUAUGUUUAAUUGCUUGCCUUUAAUUUCAUACCAAACUGCUGUCAGAUGGAAUAUAAAUCUGUACAUGUGAAUCUUCAUACAUACAUGGAUAUAUAUGAAAUGUUAUUGGUUCUUGUUUGCAAAUGGUCUCUAUAACUGCUUAAGUCUAAAAAGAAUAAUAAGGUCAAACAUAUACUUGUUGUGAUGUACUUGUCUAUGUGUUGAAAAAUGGUGAAUUGAGAGGUGAAAUCAAAUUGAAGAAGACAUAAUAACUAGUUACAUUGGUCAUUCUGUGUCAAAUCAUAAGGUUGUUGCUGCACAAUCUCAUAUUUUGUUCAAACCUGGUCUAUAUUAUGCAUGUAUUCCAAAACCAAGGCCUCUAGAAUAUUUCUGUUCAAAUCCUGUCUUGACAUAGGAAUAUAUUAUUUUAUUCAGCCUGAAAAACACAUUAUCUGGGAAAGUUUGGACAUUAAUUUCUUUGGAAGUAUUUUUGCUAGCCAUCCCAAACCUGAACUUUUUUGCACUUUGUUCUUAAUCUAGGACCUAAAAUCAAAAGGUAUGCAGUACAAUUAAAUUAUUUUAAUGGUCAGGUCAUACUGAGAACAUGUUUGGUCAGGCUAGCAAUCCUACUUUUUAAGAUAUUAAUGCCCAAACAUGGCUUCCAAGAUAAUGCAUUUUUAAGAGACAAAAUGAAACCAUAAUAAUUGAACAACACUAUUUUAGAUGUUAGUUUUGAGACCUAAACAUUAUGUAGACAAACUUAGAGCAAAAUAUUAGAGAAAGUGGCAAACAUUUUCCUAGAUUCUGUUUGAUUUGACACUGAAUGACCCACAUACAUUAUUCAACCAGCCACAAUUUAAUGUGGAUUCCUGUCAGACAGGAGCUGUUUAAAGGUACUGUCUUUUAUAAUCCAUUACUUUUUUGGUAAAAUUCAGCAGAAUUCCUUGUGUUUCUUUAGCUCCUUGUUUUUCAACCACUGUGCCACGGCACACUAGUGGUGUGUGAAAAUAAUCCAAUUUCACUACAUUGGUCUUUUUCUUACAGUGUGCUGCAAAUACAGUGCAGAAAAUCCAUCAAAACAUGCAAAACAAACACUGAACUAAAGUAAAAUAAAUAGGCAAAUGUUGUCAGACUAUGUCCUCAGACCCUGAACAGACUUGACCAAUAGGUGUCAACCUUCAGACAUGUUCAACAAACCACCAGUACUAGCAUACUGAGGCCAUGGUGCCUAAUACUUGUAGCCCUAGCCACUGGAUAGCCCCAUUGCUAAAAUAAUAAACUAAAUAUCAACUCUGUUAUUAAUUAACAACAUAUGAUAACAUAAAAUAUUAAUACAUAGCCUACAAUAAUUAAUAAAACAUGAAUACAUAAUUUCUCUCUCCAAAACAGCUUUUGCGCAAAUAAGAAUACCAUGUUAGUAAUACUGUAUACAUUCAAACAUAACAUCCCUGUCGAAAUGGUCUACACUACCCAUCACCCGCAAACCUCCUCCAUUUCCCCAUGGUUCCCCAUGAGAAACCAGGAAGUUAACAGGGAGUUUAAAUGGCGGUGAUUAAACUGUAUACGGAGUUGUAAUUACAAAGUUUUACCCAAUAAAUGAAAUCUUUUUAACAAUCUGUGUGAACGUUUGCAUUUCUUGAUACUGAAGUUGAUGCAGAUGAGAGAUGGAAAUGACAACAUAAUUGGAUUGAGUAUUAUGUAUGCGCACUGUCAAACAUUUGUUGCUGAUAGGAGCAACAAAGUUCAGGAGAUGGUAAAUAAUCUGUGGGAAAUGGUGGUUAACAUGUCUGA
Sardina pilchardus (European sardine) is the source of this 7159-nucleotide messenger RNA. It is a transcript of the gene bcl9l, whose product is annotated as bcl9 like. NCBI's taxonomy places the organism in Eukaryota, Metazoa, Chordata, Actinopteri, Clupeiformes, Clupeidae. Gene Ontology annotation, biological process: canonical Wnt signaling pathway; positive regulation of transcription by RNA polymerase II; negative regulation of transforming growth factor beta receptor signaling pathway. The transcript has 9 exons. Bases 709 to 5205 code for a protein of 1498 amino acids. Gene Ontology annotation, cellular component: beta-catenin-TCF complex. The record is from RefSeq and is a predicted model, not a curated record. Gene Ontology annotation, molecular function: transcription coactivator activity; beta-catenin binding.